GCAGCCGGCAUGGUGAGGCGAAGGUGGUGCUGCCUAUUGAUGCUGCCGUCCGCCGACCGAGACAAACGCAGCCGAAUUCGAAUGCGGCCGUCGGACGCGAGCCUCUUCCGCAGGCUUCUUCUGGCAAAGUAAAGCUCAAAAAUAUAAGAUGGGCGGCCCUCCAAGACUUAUUGUGUCAACGACAAGACUGCCAUUCACGACGACGCCGCUCAAGACGUCGUCUGAAGACUUCAGCGACCAAAUAGUAUUCCUCGUAGCUGCAGGUGUCAUAUCAACCGUGCUUGUAGUCCUGCUCGUUAUUUUUAUACUGCACUGCUGCAGACAAAGCAAUCAAGACCCUCCGGCCGUCAAAAAUACUCAAAGCAGCCGGGAAGGCCGCGUUCAGAGCGUCAGCAGCUCCAACAGCAGGAAAUCGUUGGAUGGUGUAGCCAUCGAUGAAGAAUUCCCCUCGAGAGCAACGAGGUAUAGCUGUAGAAUAGGAGAUGGUAGACGAGGUUCCACACGCUCCCAUUAUUCCUUUCCAGGCACCACGGAGAACAAGAUGGACUCCGGCGACUGCAGGGCAAAGCAAAGCACUCAAAUCAUGCGUGCUGCAAGCGAGGACAAUAGUCGGAGCGUGGUGCUGCAACGUCAAUUGUCGAUAAAGGCAGUGGUGUCGCCGUUCUUCGCCCGCCAAAGCACCGCCGAAUUGAACGCCUCUGAGCAGGUGGAGGUUAGCGUAGACAAGAGUGAGCCGGACGAGUGCUACCACCCCAAGGUGAGCGUGCGUCUCAGCGGCAGCUGCAGCAGUGUGCUCAGCCCGCGCGGCAGCUUCCGCAGGCCCAAGGCCGAGCAGCACGCCUCGCCCCCUGACAGCCCCAUUGAGGCCGCAGCGGCUGUCUCCCCGGCCAUCAACUCGCCCAGGCGCACGCCCCGCAAGGAACUUUCCAGGGAAGCCAGCAAGGGCGCGCUGGAGGUGGUGAUGGAGUGGGAUGAUGGCUCGCCACCGCACCGCGCACCUAGCACCGACUGGACGCCGCUGGAGAUGGGUCUCUACCACUACCGCGACGAGCUAUCCAAAAAGCAGCUCAGUGACGAGUCCAGCGACGGCGGCGGCAAGGUCCGCUACAAUGACACUGGCAGCCUCGAGGAGGUAAACGCGCAGAGUGGAAUGGUGGACUACUUCCUGGACGACAUGCUCGAGCACAACGCCGCCGCCGACUUUGAGGACUUACGGCUGCAGUACAAACAAUUGUGGGAGCUGCGGGCGACAUUCGAGGAGGACGACGAGGAAAUCAGCGAUUCGCCACCGUCGCAAGAGCUGUCGAGGGUCAAAGUCAACGCGCAGCAGGAGUACACCAAGAAUAGCACGCCCCUCGAGAAGGAGCCCAUCCUCAACUCACCGGCCGACCUCUCGCCAGACCCGGCAACGAGUCACACGACUUCGUUCGAGUCAAACACGGAGCCUCUGCUGAACGAGGAUCUGCCGGUGCGGUGGCCACCGCACCUGCUGCAGCUGCCGUCCUACGAGUCACGCCGCCAAACCUACAAAAACGUUCUGACGUCGCGGCUGCGGCGCAAGGAAGGUGGCGCCACCUUUCAGCCGCUGGUCAUCGAAAACAGUAGCUUCGACUCCGUGGAGACUGUCGACACUGAAGGCUCCUCAACAGACGCCAGUAGACUAGAACAGUUGACAACGAGCUUCGAGAGUACAACGGACAACACGGACAGCCUAGGCGAGGGCGGAGGGCAGUCGACGGGACACGGGAAGCUACAGCAGAUUCGCGCUGACAGUGGCUACCGCAGCUUCGAGACGACUUGCGCGCCGCGGCUGUGCCAGAAGCAGGACAGCAUCGACCUGGACGAGGCCAAGACUGAAGCGGAGGAGCAAGCGGCCAAACGGCGCCGCGACUUCCACGGUGGCGCCACCGGCCGCCGCACGCCCGACUCGCUAUACUUCGAGUCGGUCAACGAGCUCGAGACGGACUCGCGAUCCGGUGGGGACUCGCCCUCUUCCGUCACCACCGCGACCAUCGUGCCCAAGAGGAGCAAAACGGUGCUCAUGCCCAGGUACCUCAGGCACAACAAGUAUGUGUACUCGUCACUGCAGACGCGCGACUACAGCGUGGACGAAAAGUCGGACGCCCUGUUCCGCGAGUUCAGCCGGUGUGACCCCACGUACGAGGCCGAGUGUGCCGCCAACAAGCACCGUCUGUCGCGACGUCUGCACCAGCACCGCUCCAGCGACUUCGAGUUGCACUACCUGAAGCGGCACCGACGCGUGUCGCCGCCGUUCAGCGUCGACGGCGACGCUCUCUCUGCCGACGCCAAGCUCGCCGACCUCAAAGACAUCCCCAUCAUCAGGGUGGCCGACGACGACUCUUCCGACUGCAUCUACUGACGAUCGCUGCCGCAGCCACCGCCGCUGGAGAAAUUAUCGAAUUUUUCGUCGCGUUAGUUUUUUAAAAAAGACUAUACCGAAAUUUGCGAACACUAAUUUGAAUAAAUGCAUCUUUGGUGAAACUGGAAAGGGUUAACGGCGUACUUAAUCCGAUAUUUGCGUAAACUGUAAAAUGUUUGACAUCCCCAAUGGCCGAGAGCGUCCCCAUUUAGUUUGAUUUUUAAUUAUAUCAUCGGGUUUUAUUUUGGUUAAUUUGCAUUUAAGAUGAAAUUAGAAUUUAAAAUUUUACGAGCAGAGAAAAAAAUCACGAUAUUUUGAGUAAUUCGCAACAAUAGAUUUUUUUGUAGAAAAUAAAUUUAGGAACAAAUAAUUAUUACAACAAAUACAACAAUUUGUCAGACUUCUUUUUAAUGUUAUGUUGAAAAGGGGUUAGUUCAUAAAAACAAAAUAAAAAUGAGUGUUGCAGGAGCAAUAUCCUGAAGGUAAAUUCGACGUUUUUAGGCAAACCCCCUUUCAAAGUCACUAAUGAUCAGUGGAAAUUAAAUUUUCAUAUCGCAAAUACGCCAUUCGUUCUCAUUUGAUAGUCCACGCAUUAAAAACUAGUCACAGAAAAAAAACGAUGAUCGCAAGUCAUUGCACAUCCCUAGAGAUUUUUUUUCGAACGCAACAGUAUUGACUUUUAAUUUGAGCAUAUCAGACGAUAUUAUUCCGCAUCUAGAAUGUACUGUAUAGUGAAUUGAUCUGAAUCCAGAGUGAAAAUAUAAAAAAUGGACAGAGGCUUCAAGCUUCAGACACUAACAAUUGCGCGAAAAUAAAUUGCUAAUACCGAAAAUAAUGUUAUAUAAUUCAGAUUGAGUGAAAGUAAAACACAACUCAAAGGAUCAAUUUUGUAUUCAAUCUAGAAAACGAGUCAGGGGAGUUGAGAGCAUGGGUUUUAUGGAAACUGACCGUUUGAAAAUUCCUGUUAAAAUUGUUUCUCAUCACCUUCAAAAAUGUGAUAUUAAACUAUAACAACUUCUACUUAUGCAACGUAGCCUGAAAAUCUUAUAGCGAUCGAGAUUAUCAACUGUAAGUUUAAAAAUGCAUAAAAAUAUUUAUCCUGCAUCAAUGUACAUAUAAUUAAAUUAUUAGUAUACUCUGUAUCAAACAAAUGUAGGAACAAAUGUUGACUUAGUGAUCUCAUGAGCAUUUAACUCAUAGGCAAGAAUGAUGAAUCCCAUAUUUUCAUAUUGUAGAAAUAGCUUGCCCUUUUUAUACAAAAUCAAUCUGCGAAAAAGAGAUACAAUUAUUCACUUGAGUACUAUACAUUGACUUCAAUUACUCACAAGUUUCCGUUUCAACGACCAAUUAGAUCAUGUUUUUUAAUCAUGUUAAUCAUACGUUUACUUUAAUCAGUAGAUUUUGCACAAACUGUUCAGUUAAUUUCCUAUAUGAUCGUGUCUAAUUAAUAAAAUUUUCAGGAAAUAUAAGUAGCUAAUAGAAUUGAAAGUCUCUGUUUAUCUCAGGUGAAAGUGAAGUACAUGUCCACGAGAAAAUAACGCUGUUUCGUCUCUUCAAAUACUCGCAAUUUAAUGUAUUCACAACAUAUACAAAUUUUCAAUAAACAAUUAAUCAAUAAACAAAGAUA
Molecule: messenger RNA, 4007 nt
Organism: Cloeon dipterum
Lineage: Eukaryota; Metazoa; Arthropoda; Insecta; Ephemeroptera; Baetidae
Exons: 14
Coding region: 149-2380 (743 amino acids)
Biological process (GO): negative regulation of voltage-gated calcium channel activity; negative regulation of calcium ion-dependent exocytosis
Cellular component (GO): secretory granule; plasma membrane
Molecular function (GO): transmembrane transporter binding
Source: RefSeq, a predicted model, not a curated record